UUAUGGAUAGAUAAUCCUAAUAGAUACAUCCCUUACCUAAUGUCUAAAACAAACCAAAACAAACCAAAUUUUAAAUAAGAUAAUAAUCUGAAACUUCUAUUGCUCCAAAAAUAUAAGAAAAGAAAAUGUAAAGAUAAAUGAGCAAUUUCGAGAAAGGCAAUUUCUUAUAUUUCUUAUAUGCUUAAAAAAAUGGUUAAGUAAUAAACUAUAAUUAAUUUAGAAAAAUGAAAAAGAGUUUGCUGAGUUCUUAAGAAAAACUUAUAACUUUGAACCUCCUUAAAAGAUUGAGGGACCAAAUAAAAAGGGUCUACUUUAUCUAUCUAAAAGAGAAGAAAAUGAUGAUUAUAUUAAAAAAUUGACAAAUUCGGUAUUGUCACCUGGAAACAAAAAUAUUAUAGGAGGUAAGGAUGUCCCACUUGAUUAAGUUAUAAGUCAAAUGUUUGAAAAAUAAUUAGAAAGAUUCCCUAGAGUUAAGUAGAAGAUUGAAAGAACUCAAUGA
Messenger RNA from Paramecium pentaurelia, 499 nucleotides. Lineage: Eukaryota; Ciliophora; Oligohymenophorea; Peniculida; Parameciidae. The record is from the annotation of a GenBank genome assembly.